This is a messenger RNA of Piliocolobus tephrosceles (Ugandan red Colobus), 941 nucleotides long. RefSeq names its product mitochondrial ribosomal protein S15 (gene MRPS15). The transcript is spliced from 8 exons. Gene Ontology annotation, cellular component: ribosome; mitochondrial small ribosomal subunit. NCBI's taxonomy places the organism in Eukaryota, Metazoa, Chordata, Mammalia, Primates, Cercopithecidae. The record is from RefSeq and is a predicted model, not a curated record. Bases 162 to 923 code for a protein of 253 amino acids. Gene Ontology annotation, biological process: mitochondrial translation. Gene Ontology annotation, molecular function: RNA binding; structural constituent of ribosome.
CGCCAGCCAAUCCAUUCUCUCGGUCUUCGUCUGCUCCGGUAUUGCAACUGCCUCCAUUGAUCGAGUCUGGACCAGCAUGGCGGCGUCCAUGUAACCCGGCCCGCGCCGCAAAGGGAACGGCGGCGGCAGCAGCGCGGGCCCCGCGGGGGUUAGAGGUCAUCAUGCUCAGGGUCGCGUGGAGGGCGCUGAGUUUGAUUCGGACCCAGGCCCCAGUGUUCGGGCUGCCGGGCGGUGGGAGCGCCAGGUUUCCUUUCAACCAGCGGGGCCUGCAGCCUCGAAGUCUCCUCCUCCAGGCCGCGCGCGGAUAUGUCAUCCAGAAACCAGCCCAGCCUGGGCAGGAUGAUGACCCACCUCCUUCUACACUGCUCAAAGACUACCAGAAUGUCCCUGGAAUUGAGAAGGUUGAUGAUGUCGUGAAAAGACUCUUGUCUUUGGAAAUGGCCAACAAGAAGGAGAUGCUAAAAAUGAAGCAAGAACAGUUGAUGAAGAAGAUUGAUGCAAACCCGGAGGACACCAGAUCCCUGGAGGCUCGAAUUGUUGCCUUGUCCGUCAAGAUCCGCAGUUACGAAGAACACAUGCAGAAACAUCGAAAGGACAAAGCCCACAAACGCUAUCUGCUGAUGAGCAUUGACCAGAGGAAAAAGAUGCUCAAAAACCUCCGUAACACCAACUAUGAUGUCUUUGAGAAGAUAUGCAGGGAGCUGGGGAUUGAGUACACCUUCCCCCCUCUGUAUUACCGAAGAGCCCACCGCCGAUUCGUGACCAAGAAGGCUCUGUGCAUUCGGGUUUUCCAGGAGACUCAAAAGCUGAAGAAGCAGAAAAGAGCCUUAAAGGCUGCAGCAGCAGCCGAAAAACAAGCAAAGCAGAGGAACCCAGACAGCCCUGCCAAAGCUGGACCAGACACACUCAAAGACAGCCAAUAAAUUCUGUUUAAUCAUUUC